Molecule: messenger RNA, 964 nt
Organism: Triticum urartu
Lineage: Eukaryota; Viridiplantae; Streptophyta; Magnoliopsida; Poales; Poaceae
Biological process (GO): gravitropism; regulation of growth
Source: RefSeq, a predicted model, not a curated record
UCCAUAGAAUUCCUGAACUUCUUACUGCAAGAGAGCACAAGCACCUCAUGAGGGAUCAUAGCUGGGUGGACGCCGGGCUUCACGGGUCCCAUUGCAACAACAGGAAAUCAGGGUUCGGCGCAGGCUGGAGUCGACCAGCAGCACCUGACAUUUCCGGUUCGGACGGACUUCGUCAGGAUGACGAGCUCCGCGGCGACUGGUGCCCGGCAAUGCUGUCGAUCGGGACGUUCGGGGCAGUCGAUGGCCGCAGGGGCGAGCUGCAGAGGAUGCAGGCGGAGCUCACAUUGCUCAUGAGCGCCAAGGCCAUGGCCACAGCAGCGGCGGAGGGAGAGGACGACAAGAGGCGUCACCGGACGCCCAAGAGGUCCCCCUGUGGAGGGAUGGUCAAGCACAGGUCCUUCAGGAAGUUCUUGUCAGCUGCCUUCAGCAACUUCCUGCCCAAACCAAUCUUCAGGGGAACAACACCUGGACCGACACCCGCUCAGAUACCCUGGCCAUCACCCCAUGACGACAUACCCAGCGAUAACUGGGCGAUGUCAGAGGCGACGAUCAAGAGCUACCGAACGGCGCAUUUGCCUUGGAGAGGCAAAGCGAUGGGUGAGGAACAUGGGAGCAAAUGGAUCAGAACAGAUUCAGAGUAUAUCGUGCUGGAGAUCUGAACUCACAAGAUGGCGGCGACUAGGAGGAGGGGGGCCGGCUCCUGAUACAGUUUUCUUUGGGUACAUGUACAUGCCUGUAUCCAAAUUGUUUUGUCAGCUGUAACACUACGUUUUUGUGUCCUCUACCGUUAUGUAAGUGGGCAUUCGAGUAGUUUUACAGUUGACUUGGUGAUAGGUUAUCUUAGAGACUAACACCAAUGCCCUUGGUAGCAUCUGGUGCAAGCAAAACUGAUAUAUGAACAUGCUUUCUCCUCAACCAUCAAAUGUACAUCUGGUCAUUCAAGUAUACAAUAGAAUUUGAUUAA